This is a messenger RNA of Juglans microcarpa x Juglans regia, 1194 nucleotides long. RefSeq lists its product as uncharacterized. The transcript is spliced from 7 exons. The record is from RefSeq and is a predicted model, not a curated record. NCBI's taxonomy places the organism in Eukaryota, Viridiplantae, Streptophyta, Magnoliopsida, Fagales, Juglandaceae. Bases 313 to 1086 code for a protein of 257 amino acids.
CUCUCUGAACUGUUUGGCCAUUUUCUUUGCUUCUGUUGGAUCAUGCACUGUGAUAUGCUUUGUAAAAUGAGGAUUUUCUUGACAAACUAGAAGCCGAAGCAUAUAUUCUAAUGGAGGAAAGCUUUUUUCUUUUUAGGUUUCCCUGCCUCACGUAUUACUGUUUGGUUAUCGUGGCUUGUAUGGAUUGGGGAAGCAUUUUUUGGCCUACCCACUGUUACACUCACGACACAUUUUGUGGGACGGAGAGCUGUUCGGGGAUGGGGUAGUGAAAACCUCACAAGUUGCUAUUCCUAAGAUGCAACCUCAGUUUUGAUGCGAUCAUCUUUUGAUUUUGUCAUGGACAUCAUGCUGAAGCAAGGGUAUUUUGAUUUGAGUUCAUUAAAAAUGUAUGCUGAGUCUCUCAAAGAAGCUUUAAAGAAGACUAUGCUUAGCCAGGAGGUUAUAUUUAGGAAGCAGGUUGAGCAACUCCAUCGAUUAUAUUCGAAACAGAAGACACUAAUGGAGAAUCUUGCUUGGAGGGAGUUUGACAGAUACAAUUUGAGGAAAGCAAGUGCCUGUUCAAAGUUGUUCCCUUUUGCAAAUUCAGCAAGAUAUGAUCCACUUGCAAAAGAAACAAUGUUUUCCUCAAUUCAAAUGGCGGGGCCUACUCUAUCUACAGGCCACAUGUUUGAAGGGCGCCAGGGCAUGCCCUAUAAUCUUUGGCAGGGGCCUCGAGAUCUUCAACUUCCUUGUGAUCAUGAUCCAGAGUUUAAGCUCUCCUUGAGCUUUGGUUAUGACAAUUGGAGAGAGGGGAGUGCUAAGAAAACAUGGCUUGAUAAAAAAGUCCAUUCUUGCGCUCGCAUCAUUAUUGACUUAGAAGAGUCAAUUGAGAGGGUAUCAAAUGAAGGAGAAAAAGAUGCACCUUCUUUCAGCUAUGCUCCUCCGACACCUCAUUCUGGUGGCAAGCAUCAGCUGGGAUUUUCUGUACUCUCUGAUCCAGUCAUCUCAAGUGGUGUAAAGAAUGAUUUACAGGAUGGAACUGCAGAUAGUCGUGCUUUUCUAGUUGACCUAAAGUACCAUCAAGAGCAGGUCUAUUUAAAUAAAUAAGUUAAAGACUGCAAUUCUAAUAUCCCUACUGGCAAUCAGUCCACCAAGAUGCAACAGCUCACUUUCUGUAAAGCACAUUUAGACCUUAACAAAGUUCAGCUUGAUGAA